GUAAAGGUUGACAAAGCGCAUGCAUACAUUAUUCACGAGGUUCCCGAUGCGGAGACAUCGUUUUGGCCUGACGACGGCCUUGUUGAACGAUCGAUGGCGCACGCGAUGGAGUUCACAGAAAAGAAAGAUCUGGCGGGUGUGGAGCUUGUGCUGGAGCUCGACAAGGAGAGGAGCGCGCGCUUCACUCACUCCAUGCAGAAGGAUUUUCAGGGACACGUGGUCCACUCCGAUGCUUUCUUGUUAUGUGGACUAGCGCGAACUGGGCUCAAUGGGGGCGAACUGCAAGUGACAUGGAGGGGCAAACCGUGGGCUAGUGUCGACUUCGUACGUUACCCCCACGAGCACCUUGAG
Messenger RNA from Closterium sp. Naga37s-1, 351 nucleotides. The record is from the annotation of a GenBank genome assembly. Lineage: Eukaryota; Viridiplantae; Streptophyta; Zygnematophyceae; Desmidiales; Closteriaceae.